AUGACCACGAGGCCUUAGUUCUAAUCCUCAUAGAAAAGAAUGUACCAGGCGCUGACAGAGGAAAGAACUCUGAGCACACACACACACACACACACACACACACACACCGAGGUGGCUUUUUACAUGAACACACACACAGGGGCAUUUAGUCUGUGUCAUUAAGGCUAGGAAGGAUGAUGAUGAGGAUGCUGAUGAUGAAGGUGCUGGUGUGCUCCUGGUGCGCGCUCGGCGGUGUCCGGGCGCAGUUUCCGCGCGCGUGCAGCUCGGUGGAGGCGAUCGAGUCGAAGCGCUGCUGCCCGUCGCCGAACACCGACCCCGGGGACGCGUGCGGCGCGCGCUCGGGCCGUGUCUGCAGCGCCGUGCGCACGGACACGCGCCCUUGGGGGGGAACGUACACGCUGCGCAACGUGGACGACCGCGAGCGCUGGCCGACCAAAUUCUACACAGAGACGUGCACGUGCUUCGGAAACUUUGCGGGUUAUGACUGUGGUGAGUGUAAGUUCGGCUGGACAGGUCCCACCUGUAAUCUCCGCAAGGCUCCUGUGACCCGCAAGAACAUCAUGUCUCUGAGUGUGGAGGAGAGGCAGGUGUUCCUGGAGGCGCUGCAGCUUUCCAAACGCACCAUCCAUCCACAGUACGUCAUCGCCACCGAGCACUGGCUCGGCCUCAUCGACCACCAAACCAACCAGACUCGCUUCAGCAACAUCACUGUGUACGACCUGUUCGUCUGGCAGCACUACUACUCUGUGAGGGACACGCUGCUCGGUCCUGGGCGGCCAUUCAAAGGCAUUGAUUUCUCCCAUAAAGGCCCUGCCUUCAUCACCUGGCACAGGUACCACCUACUGAGUCUGGAAAGAGACCUUCAGAAACUGAUCGGUGAUGAAAAUUUCGCGAUCCCAUACUGGAACUUUGCGACGGGAAGCUCGGAGUGUGAAGUGUGCACUGAUGACCUUCUGGGUGGAGAAGACCCCAGUGACCCCUCACUCAUCAGUCCCAGAUCAGCGUUUAGUGAUUGGGGCAUUGUGUGUGACAGCUUAGACGAGUAUAACCGCUUGGUGACGCUGUGUAAUGGGACGAGAGAGGGACCUUUACGCCGUGGCCGGAGGGAAAGACAUAAUUUUACUUUACCGACGAUGGACGAUGUGCACAGAUGCCUGCAGUUACGAGACUUCGACAGUCCGCCGUAUUUCACCAAUUCCACCUUCAGUUUCAGAAACGCCCUGGAGGGAUUUGAUAAAGCAGACGGGGAACUGGACAACGCUGUUACGGGGUUACACAACCUCGUCCACGACUUCCUGAGUGGCACCAACGCGCUCCCUCACUCCGCUGCCAACGACCCCGUCUUCGUGGUCUUACACGCCUUCACGGAUGCUAUUUUUGAAGAAUGGAUGCGCCGUUUUCUGAAAAACGACAGUUUUCCUGAAGAAAUGGCUCCCAUCGGACACAACCGCCAUUUUAACAUGGUUCCCUUCUUUCCUCCGGUCACAAAUGAAGAACUCUACAUUCCCUCCAUCCAGCUGGGCUACUCGUAUGAACUCGACCUCACAGACCCAGUACAGUCCCAGGCCGUAUUCCUCAUCGCCGGCUCAUGCCUUGCUCUUCUCGUCCUCAUCGCCCUCGCGGUUCUGUUUGCUCGUCAGACACGUAGACGCGAGUACGAGCCGCUCGUCAGCGCCGGAUAUCCUACUGUGAAAUACACAGAGGAGGCGUGAUCUAAAAAACAUAUUACACAACUAGUGCAAUUCUUAUUUUUCAAGGCAUUGAUGAAGUAAAUUAAGAGUAAUAAAUGAACAAUUAAAAUCAUGCUAAUCUCAUGCUAAUCUCAUGAUGGCAUCAUGCUAAUCUCACGCUAAUCUCACGAUGGCAUUUUGCUAAUCUCACACUAAUCUCACGAUGGCAUCAUGCUUAUCUCACACUAAUCUCAUGAUAGCAUCAUGCUAAUCUCUUCAGCCACUUGUUAAAAGUAGACUUUUUGGGUGUGAGUAUGAAUCAGUCUGAUGUUGGAUGUAGAAUUUCACCCUGAUUUAUUUCCUGUCUUCACAUUUGUUUUUAUGUUUUAGCAAACAAACAAUAUGCCAUUUUGGUUCCUUCAUCGGUUUGAUAGUUACAAAUGCAGUCUCAGGAGUUUUCUCUUGUUUUUUUACAAACGAUAUCUACAAUUAAACACGUCCUACUGUGAUGAACAGCAGCCGGAUUUGGUCUGACUGGAUUCUGUGAAUUGCAGCCUUAUUAAAAACGCUCUGUCGAUUAAAGUCA
Molecule: messenger RNA, 2256 nt
Organism: Silurus meridionalis
Lineage: Eukaryota; Metazoa; Chordata; Actinopteri; Siluriformes; Siluridae
Gene: dct
Product: dopachrome tautomerase
Biological process (GO): ventricular zone neuroblast division; positive regulation of neuroblast proliferation; developmental pigmentation
Cellular component (GO): melanosome
Molecular function (GO): oxidoreductase activity; dopachrome isomerase activity
Source: RefSeq, a predicted model, not a curated record